AUGUUUGUUCAGUGGGCAACUCGAUGCUUGCCGGGCUUUAGUAUCCUCGCUCUGCUCGUUCUCCUGCUGAGUACAAGCGAUGCUAUGCCAGGGCCAUGGAGAGACCCGGCAAAGGACAAGUCUGACAGCCCUGAACUCAAUCUAGCGCAGAAAAUAUUCAUCUUGUACUCAAUCUUAGUACAUCUGAAUACCCUUCUCUUCACUGGCCGUCUCUCGUGGGCCUUGUCGUACGCCUUCGCCGAGACAUCCAAGGUGCUCAAACGGCGAGACCACUCGCUGAGCGGUGCUUGGAAACAAAGCGGCCCUCAUGAUGACCCAUUUUCAACGGCGUUGAACAAGAAAUCUCCUCGAGUUUCUGUUGCAGAGGUUGCAGAAGAAGUCACUCACGCCAUUAUCAUCCCCAACUAUAAUGAGGACAUCGACACUCUGCGAGAGACGCUCAACGUCCUCGCCCGCCAUCCACGAGCACGAUCACAGUAUGAGAUAUACCUGGCCAUGGAGCAAAAGGAGGUCUGCGCUGCCGAAAAGGCCGAGAAGCUGGUGUUCUCGUUCGAGAAGUCUUUCGCUCUCAUACAGCCGACCUUUCAUCCAACAGGACUUCCGUCUGAAAUAGCAGGGAAGAGCUCCAACGUCGCCUUCGCUGCACGCCAUAUUGCACAGAUCCACCAAGCAGAGCUCGAGGCAGGUACCUGCGACGUGAUCAUCACUGUCAUGGAUGCCGACACAAACCUCUGGCAAGACUACUUCACUGAGAUUCGACGCCUGCACUACGCCCAUCCCACCACGUCAAACCGCACCCUCUACUCUUGCCCCAUAAUCUUCGACCGCAAUUCCAAUGACAGCCCUAUUCUGGUCCGCUGCGCCGACCUUCUUUGGAGCUUUGCCGGGCUUUCGACCAUGUACCCCGGCUCAACAGUAUCGAUUCCAACGUCCGUAUAUUCGCUCCCACUCACUCUCGCAUCCACCGUUGGUGGCUGGGACAGCGAUCCCACCUCCAUCGGCGAGGAUAUGCAUAUGAUGCUCAAGUGCUAUUUCGAAACGAACGGCGACCUUGUCUCGCAGGUGGUUCACGCCCCGGCCAGCCAGUGCAAUGUCUCCAGCGAGAUCACCAGACCAGGACUGCGCCGGAAGCUGGAUACCUGUGUUGCGCGGUACCGGCAGGCAUUACGGCAUAUGUGGGGGGCUCUAGACACGGGGUUUGCGGCAAGAAACACCCUUCGCUCGGUAAAGUCUAGUGACUGGCGCUGUCUGCUUCUCAGACCAAGACAUCUUGGUCUCAUGCAUCUCCUCUGGGAAGCGCAUUUCCUUCCUUGUCACUUUACAAUCCUUCUACUCUUCUCCAUGAUCUAUGAGCAAAAGGCCCGGUAUACGGCACCGCAUAUGGCAACCGCGCUGCACCCCGCCAUAACAUUCACAUUCACACUUACAGCUUUUAUACGGGCGUUAUCGUUUAUCUGGAUGAAUAUCUGCAUCUCGCUAUAUAACAGAUGGUAUAAGCUUUGCUUGGAUACACGCAAACAAGACACUCAACUCAACAGUUUCAGUGUAAACACUGGACUUUCAGAAGGCUCAGGCUUCUCAGACCGCACACCCUGGUACCGCCUCACAUUCCUUCUUGAGCGAAUUGCCUUCCCAGUUGCAGGGACAGUAUUCGGAGCUGUCCCAACAAUUCAUGCCGUCUUUAUGCAUUUCCGGACAGACAGGCUGGUGUAUCGGGUUAGUAAGAAGCCAGCCUUUGUGGUGGCGGUCUGA
Messenger RNA from Aspergillus nidulans FGSC A4, 1752 nucleotides. RefSeq names its product glycosyltransferase family 2 protein. Lineage: Eukaryota; Fungi; Ascomycota; Eurotiomycetes; Eurotiales; Aspergillaceae. The transcript has 3 exons. The record is from RefSeq and is a predicted model, not a curated record. The coding region runs from base 1 to 1752 and encodes 583 amino acids.